AAGGAAGAGGAGAGAAAAUUUGUAAUCACACCUCCAUUUGUGUGUCUACGUCUGAGAUCGUCUCUCUGCUGCUGGGAUUUUCUCCUUUUGUGAACGGCUUGAUAGAUUUAGCACUAGAACAAUCAAGAUCCUCUGAUAUCUUUCGUGGUGGUGCUGGUGCAUGUCUGUGGCUUGUGAUUUCCAAUGGUCCCGUGCAAUUUUGACGGUGAAAGGAAAAAGAUUGCGUUGGAAUAUUUGUACUCAACGGCUGAUGUAAUAUAGUUUCGUGUUUCUAUGUGAAAUAGGUUGAAAAUGGGCAGAAGAUACAGCAGAAGUCCGUCUCCUAGCCCUAGGGGUUACAGCAGGAGAUACCGAAGCCCAAGUCCUAGGAGCCGCUAUAGAAGCCGUGACAAAGACCUUCCCACUAGCCUCUUGGUCCGCAAUCUUCGCCAUGAUUGCAGGCCGGAAGACCUUCGUGGGCCAUUUGGGGAAUUUGGUCCUCUUAAGGACAUCUAUCUGCCACGUGACUAUUACACUGGGGAGCCUCGUGGCUUUGGUUUUGUGCAAUAUGUUGACCCUGAUGAUGCAGCUGAAGCAAAGUAUCAGAUGGAUGGUCAGGUACUUCUUGGACGGGAGUUGACUGUUGUGUUUGCCGAAGAAAAUAGAAAGAAACCUUCGGAAAUGCGGGCACGAGAGCGUAUAAGACGGAGGUCGUCCUCUCUUCGUUAUUCUCGAUCACCUCGUUAUAGACAUUCAUAUUCGCCCUCACCACACGAUGCUCGAGCUUACUCUCGUAGCCCUGAUUAUUAUUCUCCUUCUUCAAGGAGAAGACAUGUCUCGAGAUCCAUUUCACCUCGGGGCCGCCAUUAUAGGGAGAGGUCUUACUCAAAGUCACCUUAUGACUCAAGGAGCUGGAGUCGAAGUCCGACGACAAGGAGCAGGAGCAGGAGCUGGAGCCGAGAAAGCUACUGAUAGUGAUUUGGAUGCAUAGUUGGUAAUUUCUUGGGGUUAUGAUGCAUCCAUGUGGGGAUGCCUCAAGUUUAGAGUAGCUAGUAUUUUGGUGACAGUGUUAUGUACUAGUUUAAACCACAUGCUGGACGAAGUACUGAUUGCCGACAUAUGCUUGCUUCAGAUGGUUCCUUUCUUUGAAAUUGCAAUGAUGUUUGUACAAGUGAUGUGUUUGUGAA
Messenger RNA from Sesamum indicum (sesame), 1166 nucleotides. The record is from RefSeq and is a predicted model, not a curated record. NCBI's taxonomy places the organism in Eukaryota, Viridiplantae, Streptophyta, Magnoliopsida, Lamiales, Pedaliaceae.